Xenia sp. Carnegie-2017 is the source of this 6276-nucleotide messenger RNA. RefSeq names its product Golgi-specific brefeldin A-resistance guanine nucleotide exchange factor 1-like. The record is from RefSeq and is a predicted model, not a curated record. The transcript is spliced from 32 exons. Gene Ontology annotation, biological process: regulation of ARF protein signal transduction. Gene Ontology annotation, molecular function: guanyl-nucleotide exchange factor activity. Lineage: Eukaryota; Metazoa; Cnidaria; Anthozoa; Malacalcyonacea; Xeniidae. The coding region runs from base 180 to 5870 and encodes 1896 amino acids.
AUAUACAUGACGUCGACUGAGAAAAGCUGGUCAAAGUUUGUAAUUUGCAUGUUUCUUCAAAAUAUUGCUACAAAAAAUGAAAUAUUUCAGGUUGUGGUGGGGAAAAAGGUUGAACUUGGAUAGCUUGAUAUAGUUUUUAGGAGUAAGAAGGUUACUUCCAGUUACUGUAGCUUUAUAAAAUGAGCCAGGAACAGUCUAGAAAUGGAAUCAAUAUUGUACAAGGUGAAAUGUCUCUUGUGGUGUCGGCAAUGCGAAGAAAUGCUCGCUGGUCGUCACAUAGCCAUCAGGACGAAGAGCAAGAUCCAUUGCUCCACAGUUUUUCACAGUUAAAAGAACUCCUCGGCAAUGUCAAAGAUCUUCAAGAUGUUGAUGUCAUUGCCAUUUUGGGACCAUUUCUUGAUGUCAUUAGAUCGGAAGAUACUACAGGACCAAUAACAGGCUUUGCCUUAUCAGCAGUCAACAAAUUCUUGUGUUAUGGACUUAUUGAUCCGACCUCAGAUAGUACGCCUUCAGGUAUUGAAAGUCUUGCAGAUGCAGUGACACAUGCACGAUUUGUUGGAACUGAUCCUAGCAGUGAUGAAGUGGUAUUGAUGAAGAUCUUACAAGUUUUGCGAACACUUUUACUUACACCUGUUGGAGCACAUCUCACUAAUGAGUCUGUGUGUGAAAUAAUGCAAUCUUGCUUCAGGAUUUGCUUUGAACUCAGACUGAGUGAACUGUUGAGAAAGACAGCAGAGCAAACAUUAAUGGAUAUGGUGCAACUAUUGGCUUCAAGGCUGCCCCAGUUGAAAGAAGAAGAAGAGAAAUCGGGAAACAAUUUACCAAAUAUUAGAAGAGUAUUUAAGCGUUCAGGGGGGAUAUCAAAACGUACCAAGAGAUCGCCACGACCAAAACGAGCUAAUGUAGUAUCCUCGCCUGCCGUUGAUAUACCGACAUCAGAUUCUAGCUCAACAGCUUCCACCAAUCAGACUGUAGAAUCUCCAUCAGCACAAACCAAUGAUAUUUCUACUACCAAACGCGUCAAGGAAUUAACUCUUCCUGAAAGCAACAUACCGCCAUCAUCUGAAAAAGUAACUCCACCUCGUGAAGAAAUGACCCUUGACUUAAAUGUUUCAAAUACUCCCAAUGACCUUGAAAAGGAUAAAGAAGGCCAUGACCGUUCGAAACCUAUUAAAGAUGAUGCAUCAACUCCGACAUGUGAUUCGGUUGCCUCUCACGUCAUGACAGAUCCACUGGAAGGAGAAAUAGGAAAUGAAGACGAUAAGGAACGAUGUGCUAGCGAUGUUGCUACAGAAGAGGAGUGUCCACUAGAGCAUGCUACAUCCAGUGAAACUAUAGAUCAGGAAGAACCAGUAAACGAAAGUAAUGAUACACAGACGAUAGCAACACGCGAAGAAUAUAUCAGCUCGAAAGGCGUGAGAUUUACUCCUCCAGAUGUACAUAAAGAAGAACAUGGUCCUCUUGUGCCGUAUGGUCUUCCCUGUGUACGUGAAUUGCUGCGAUUUCUCAUUUCUUUAGUGAAUCCUUUCGACAGACAUAACUCAGAAACUAUGGUCCAUAUUGGUCUAUCUCUACUGACAGUUGCUCUGGAGUCAGGCGCAGCACAUAUUGGCGUGUUUCCAUCACUUAUGAACUUGGCUUCUGAUGAGUUGUGUAAGAAUGUCUUCAUGCUUUUACAAUGCGAGGUUCAUUCAUUAUUUGCAAUGGCUUUGAGAGUAUGUUUCUUAUUGUUUGAAGCAUUGAGAGGACAUUUAAAAUUACAACUUGAGUCUUAUUUCACACGUUUGUUGGAAGUUCUAUCGCUUGAUCAUCAAAAUUUACCAUAUGAGAAGAGAGAAUUAAUCUUGGACAAUAUCAAUCAACUAUUUCACAUUCCUAACCUCGUCUCCGAACUUUAUGUCAACUUUGAUUGUGAUCUUUACUGCGAUAAUAUAUUUGAAGAUCUCUGUAAAUCUCUAUCUAAGAAUGCAUUUCCAGCAGGUAGUCUGACUACAGUGAAUGUUCCCGCCCUUGACGCUUUACUACAAGUUGUAAACGUCAUCGAGGCUCAUUGUUAUCCUACAUUACCCCUACAUUCAUCACCGAAAUCUAUAAAAUCUAAGACAAGCAGCAAAGCAGGUGAUGACGACUCUGGUACGGAUGAAAACAGUGACACUCCCCCCUUCUCACCCACGCCACCGCCUUCCUCUGGUUUUCUUAUGGCAAAAAAGAUGAAGAUUGGGUGUAGUAUGGACCCCAUAACCACCGCCUUUGGUACGGAUGGUGAUAACAUGGGUCUUGAUGACAAUCUAUCGCACUCCUCUGCUCUUGCUGUAAUGUUUGCAUCGUCCAUUCCUACUCCAGAUGAUCUUCAAAAACUUAAGAAGAAGAAAAAGCUUCUACAAACUGGUUCGGAGCAGUUUAAUACUAAAGCCAAGAAAGGUAUCGAGUUUCUCCAGGAACACGGCUUUCUCACAAGACCAAUUGAUCCGGUUCAAUUAGCCAAUCAUCUUCGAGAAAAUAUUAGAUUAGAUAAAAAAGCAAUCGGUGACUACAUUGGGGAUAAAAAGAACAAAAAGGUUCUGGAGGCGUUUGUAUGCUCUUUUCAGUUUACCGAACUCAGAAUUGACGAGGCUUUACGAAGUUUUCUCGAGACAUUCCGUCUACCUGGCGAAGCUCCAGUUAUUCAGCACAUUUUAGAGCAAUUCAGUGAAGGCUAUUAUGCGUCACAUUCUGAUGUAUUUGCUAAUGCUGAUGCAGCAUUUACUCUUGCUUACGCCAUAAUUAUGUUGAACGUUGAUCAACAUAAUGCCAAUAUGAAACAACAGAAACCAAUGAUUGCUGAGGAGUUUAAGAAGAAUUUAAGACGUUGCAAUGGUAAAGGAGACUAUCCUGCUGAAUUGUUGGAUGAAAUUUAUCAAGCCAUAAGGAAUGAAGAAAUUGUAAUGCCUUCUGAACGAUCUGGUCGAAUCAAGGAAGACUAUGAUUGGAAAGUUUUACUACGUCGAAGUGCGAAACCAGAGGGGAAAUAUUUGCUUGUAUCUGGCAGUACAUUUGAUCAAGAUUUAUUUUCAAUAACCUGGGGACCAACAGUUGCUGCACUUUCCUCAGUUUAUGAUAACUGUCUCGAGAAAAGUGUCGUACAAAAAGCAAUCAAUGGUUUCAGGAAAUGUGCACUGAUAUCAGCACACUUUUGCUUCUGUGAUGUCUUUGAUAAUCUUGUGAUAUCACUCUGUAAAUUUACGACGCUUCUGAAUGCCCCGGAGGCUGGAGAAAAUCUUCUGCUUUCCUUUGGUAUGAAUCUGAAGGCUCAGCUUGCUGCUCGUACCAUGUUUUCUCUCGCGUAUCGUCAUGGUGAUAUUCUGCGUGAAGGCUGGAAAAACAUCUUGGAAUGUAUAUUACAGUUAUUCAGAGCCAAAAUGUUGCCUGCGUCAAUGGUGGAGGUUGAAGAUUUUGUUGAUCAAAGUGGAAAGAUAUGUUUAAUACGGGAGGAGCUGCCAGUAGCAAGGCAAGAUUCAUCUAUUUUCUCAUCAUUUUAUCAAUUGUUUCAAAUGAACUCUGAACAAUCAAACGGCAAAAAUCAAAGCAGUGAACACAAAGAAACAGAGGAGAAGGCAAUUGCUUGUAUCAAGGAGUGUCGUCCCGAGUUACUUAUUGUCGAAAGCAAAUUUCUUCGCUCUGAUUCAUUGCAUGAACUAGUAAAGGCUUUGAUAUAUGCAUCACAAGGACCCGAGAAACGAGACAACAUGAACUCUGUGUUUGACGAAGAUUCGAAUGUUUUUUUCCUUGAACAGUUAGUCAGUUUGACUUUGCAGAAUAGAGAUCGUGUUUCACUACUUUGGGUGAAUGUACGGGACCAUCUCUCCAGUAUAAUUAUAAAUACGACCAAAUACAGUUUCAUCCUGGAGAGAGCAGUUGUUGGUCUUUUACGUUUGGCAGUCCGUCUUUUACGUAAGGAAGACAUCUCUUGCCAAGUACUUGGGGCGCUGCGCGUCUUACUUAUGAUGCCGCUGACAUUACUUCAGGCAUGCGGACGUCAUAUUUCAUACGGCCUACACGAGUUACUUCGAACUAACGCUGCAAGCAUUCGAACAGCCGAUGAUUGGACAACAAUAUUUACGUUGUUGGAGUGUGUUGGGGCUGGAGUAUGCCCACCGACAAUCACCCCAGGUCCCUCUUCAUCUUUUGUUGCUGUGAACAACGAGGGAGUCGAAGAGGAGUUGAAGGAGAGCGAAACUUCUGAUGGAAAUACAAGUAAAGUUUUGUCCACUAGUAGCGAGAGUGUAGCAAAUAUCAAUAAUGGUGACUCGUGGCUAUUGAUAGGCAAAGAUGGUACUGAAGUGUCCUCAAAAAAUCAAUAUAAUUUAACUAUGAACGAGACUUUAGGUAAACAUGACAGUCGCUCCUUUGUGAAAUCAUGUCAGAGUUUGGCAUUCAUAUUGCGGGAAGGCAAACAUGUUUCAAACGAAAACUUUAUACGUUGUGUUCACGCUGUGCGUGUUUUUGGCGAAGCCCUUGUCGACGGUGGACUUGGGAAAAGAAUUGUGGAACGUGUUGCGACUGAAGAACGUCGAGGUAGUUCGUCGAAACAAACUAAACGAGCUAAUGGGAAGCAGAAAAAAGUGACAGGUAGUGGCAGUAAAAACCGCGGCAAAGGUAUUAAGUCACAAAAUUCGUGCGUCAGCGAAGAUGAAGUGGAAAGAUAUGAGACAAUAAAUCAAACAUAUGACGCUAUGUCAUUGCAAUUAAUAGAACUUAUCUAUUCAUUACAUACCUAUGCAUCCAAAUAUUUCCCUGAAAAGACCACUCGUGCAAAUCAGGGUGAUGAUGUUCUUGAAGCAUGUUUGCUAUGGACGAAGUGUUGGUGCCCACUCCUUCAAGGGAUUGCGCAACUUUGCUGUGACGUCAGACGAGAAGUGCGCAUGUCUGCGUUGACUUAUCUCCAGAGAGCAUUACUGAUUCCCGAUCUACACACGUUAGGUGCUUUGGAGUGGGAAGGAUGUUUCAAUAAGGUGUUAUUUCCAAUGCUCUCCAAACUACUCAAUGUGAACAAUCAAAGCGAUGCUAUUGGCUUGGAGGAGACAAGAAUGCGAGCAGCAACAUUAUUGAGCAAGGUUUUCUUGCAACAUUUGAAUAUUUUGUUGACACUCUCGACAUUUACUGCCUUAUGGCUGACAAUUCUCGAUUUCAUGGACAAGUAUAUGAAUGCGGACGAAAGUGAUAUUUUGUCUGAAGCAAUUCCCGAGUCUCUUAAAAAUAUGCUUUUGGUGAUGUCGACCGCUGGUAUUUUCCACACCGACGAUUCCGAGUCGAGUGUAACAACCGCUGACCGUAACUAUACUGCGCUGUGGCAAGUGACCUGGGAACGAAUUGAUUGUUUUCUGCCAAAUUUGAAGCGAGAUUUGUUCCUCAACAGAACUCAUGGACAUUCUCCAACGACUUCUAAUCUACGACGGAAGCCUUCUGACGGAGAAGAAUUAAUCCAAGCAAGUCCUGCGAAAAGUGUGGAGGACGUUGUGUCGGACGACAUCGAGAAUGUACAGACAAUACAAGAUCCUUCUAGCAUCAUCAUGCCACGUGCAAGCUCACCUCUCUUGAAAAAUAGCGAUGAAUCUCCCUCUCAUGUAUGCGUGGUGCUACAACCUCCUCUUCCUUCGUUAGCUGGUAGUCGGAAUUCAUCACCCACGCAAAAGGGAUCUUUAUCCGAUGUUGCACAAACCCCACUUUCAUCGAUGCCCAUCAUUCUCGCUCCCAGUCCACACACCAUUCUUCCCAUGUCAAUGGAAAACGAACCUGAGAUUUCCAACAGUGUUAAUAUGCAUUCUUCGAAAAUGGACAUCGUUGAAGAUUCGGGAAGUGUCGAGAAAGUGUCGGACAUACGCGAUGUUUAGGGUGAUGAUGAAUAUAGAUAGUGCACGUUAUUAAAGCCAGCUUUAAAGGUGGAGUAAGGAAAACAGAAAUCAUUGACAUGUAUAAAUUGAACUACAUGUGAUAAUGGGUGUUUUACGUAGUCAAUGACAAACAUAUUUUUGAAAUGUCUUCUCAACAUUGCAGUAAAUUGUAGACCUUAUAAACAUACUAUGUAGACGAAAGAUGUUUUCGUUUUGUUUUGUUUUUUUGCCCACAGAUUAUGAUUCCACCGCGCUUCGUAAUUUGACGGUUUUUGUAAUCUAUGGGCAAGAAACUAAACAAAAAAAUCUUGAACUGCACGUGAAAACUUUUUCAAACAAACAUAAUAAAUUAAAUCAUAAUGUCAUUACCAUUUAAAUGUAUAAGAUUUCCUCCCUUUGUGUUCAA